Molecule: messenger RNA, 1014 nt
Organism: Podarcis muralis (Common wall lizard)
Lineage: Eukaryota; Metazoa; Chordata; Lepidosauria; Squamata; Lacertidae
Source: RefSeq, a predicted model, not a curated record
UUCCCCCCCUUUCUCCUCCAGGUAACGCAGAUGACCUUCGCACGCACCUUGGGCCUACAGAGGAUGCUCUGGCCAAUUUCUAUGGCUCUUUUGGCCUCUUGCGUGCAGACAGCCAUGGGAGCGGAUGGAGGCUUGAAGGUCCAAGUGACCCAGAAGGGGCUGAAUUAUGUAAAGGAACUUGGAAUCGAGAUGUUGAAGUCAGCGCUGAAGAAGGAAACGUUCCACGACAUAAAUGGUUCUUACACUGUUCCGCUUGCUGGGAAAGUGCAGUAUUCUGUUUCUGGGAUCCAGGUCACCGAAUUCCAGGUGAACCAGGCAGGCGCUGAGUUUGCUGCUGGGACGGGUGUCGACCUUUCCGUCCAAGAUGCCAACGUCUUGAUGAGUGGUAACUGGACGUUGGCAUCCUUUUUAGGAGAUGACAGCGGGACUGUUGACAUCAGCAUCGACCGGCUCACCAUCUCUACUGUCAUGGGAGUGGACAGGGGCGAUGAAGGACGGCUUCGGGUGUGGUAUGAAAGCUGCCGUUCUGCCAUGGGGGACUUCAAAUUGAAAUUCUACGGGGGAACCAGCUGGCUGUACAACAUUGCAGCAUCUGCUCUCAGAGACAUGCUGAAGUCAGAAGUCAAUCAACAACUCUGUUCAGAGGUCAAGAAAGGAAUCGGCAAGAUUGCAGAAAUCCUGAAAACCAUGAAUGUCUCGGCCCAAUUGGACCCCAUUGCAGGGAUAGACUAUUCCUUGGUGGAGAAGCCCGUGAUUGAUGUGGAUCGAUGCAAUGUGGACCUGAAGGGUCAGUUCUACACGGUGGGAAAGACCCUCCACGACGGCCCCUUCCACCCUGCCCCCUUCCUCUUACCCAACCAGACAGACUCCAUGAUCCUCCUGGGUAUCUCUGAACUCGUCGCCAACUCAGCUGCCUUUGUGUACUACACUGCAGGGGCGCUCAGGGUGAACUACACAGAUGCCAUGGACAUGUCAGGAAUUUUCCCGACGUACGGCAAGCCGAUCCUUGCCUGA